CGUCAUGUAACUCCUAAAAAAUCAAUAUGGCGGAGCAAGGGGGUAAUUUUAUACAAGGAGAAGCUUCAGAGUCGGACGAAGAGUAUGAAAUAGAUCAAUCUUUUUUCACAAAAAAUGCCAUGGUCACAAAGAAAGAGGUAAGAAGUCCACGGCAGAGCGUUGUUGUCGAGGGUGAAGCGUCAGAGAGCGAUGAAAGUGACGAUGGAAACGUACAAAGUGACGGUAAAGAUAUACUAGACGAAAGAUUUGAUAAUAUUCAAAGUGAAACGACUUCUCGUGAACAUACAAAACGAAAAUUAAAGUUUCAUUAUGAUUCCUCCUUUCACCGAAAAUUAAGAGUGAGUAAUCUCGAACUUCGAUCAGAUGUCAUAGAAUGUCGAACAAGAAUGUAUGACGACGCCAACAGCAAAAUGAAAUCAGCUGUUUUCUAUUUGAAUAGAUCUCAAGUUUCUACUCAGGAAAUUUUAUCAAAUGUUGGAUUGAUAUCAGGUGAUCUUCAAUCGCUGACCGAUUGCCUUGAGAAAGCUCUAGCCACAGAUUUCUUGCCAAAUCUUAAAAUUGAACCUUUAAACGCUAAAGGCGUUGAGUCAAAGCUAAAGUAAACAAUGCAUUUGGGGAUAGGAAAUUUUGUAAUUAGCUCUUAACUUUCUAGAUAUGCCAUCGUCCAUUAUGAAAAUCUGUGACAAAUUAAAAACACCGUUUUGUGGUCGCCA
Xenia sp. Carnegie-2017 is the source of this 713-nucleotide messenger RNA. RefSeq lists its product as uncharacterized. Bases 27 to 602 code for a protein of 191 amino acids. The transcript is spliced from 4 exons. Gene Ontology annotation, cellular component: BLOC-1 complex. Lineage: Eukaryota; Metazoa; Cnidaria; Anthozoa; Malacalcyonacea; Xeniidae. The record is from RefSeq and is a predicted model, not a curated record.